Molecule: messenger RNA, 3618 nt
Organism: Chara braunii
Lineage: Eukaryota; Viridiplantae; Streptophyta; Charophyceae; Charales; Characeae
Source: the annotation of a GenBank genome assembly
GCGGAGAGGGGGGGGGCGGGCGCGAAUUCACCCUCCCUCGGCCAGCGAGCGAGCGAGCGAAAGAGCGCGCACUGUGUGUCCGUGCGUGCGUUUGUGUUUGUCUGUAACAGUGUGUUUGUGUGUUGUGUGUUGUUGUUUGUGUGCGUGUGUGUGUGCGUGUGGUUACUUUAUUGGUUGAGCGUACGUAGUAGAGGAGGCGACCCGGGAGGCUUGGCGCUGUCGAAUUGGGCAUAUCGAAGGACGAGGAAAGGAUUGGGAGAGGCAUUGAUUAUUCAUUAUCACGUCGAGUCCAGCUUCGGCAUGAGUAACUCCAGUUCCGGAGGUGACUCUGCAGGUGCAAUGAGUCUAGAGGAAACUAUUCGCGAUGUUCGGGAAAGAGUUUGGAGCAUCGGGGAUGCGGCAAUGAGAGGAAUUGCAGAAGUCCUCAUUGAGUUUGGGCUGAGCCCCGAAAUUGUUGGUUACUCACUGCCAGCAGCAACACCACAACUGCAACUUAGCUGCGGGGGCAACAGCUCAGCAAAGCACCCGGUGACGCUGCACAGGCAAAGCAACUGCUUAUCACCAAAGCGACUGCAUGGAACGACGGCGCAAGCAGAUGUGAAAGCAGACUGCCAGCGGGGGGGGCAACAGCUCAGCGAAGCACCCGGUGACGCUGCCCAGCAGAUGGGCGACAUGGCAACAACACAGCGAAGCACAAGGCAGCACUGUCAAAGGAGGACGAAGUACAGAGAUGGGCAGCAAGGCAAAAGCACAGCGGAGCACAGGGCAACAACAUCAAAGCGGUCAAACUACGGCAAGACACCAGCUGCAAAGAUCGACACGGGGAGCAAACGGGAUGCACAGCAGGGCAACAGCGGAGGACAGACAAUAGCCUUGAACAUGUUUAUUCGCGGGCCUUGCUCUGGCCAAUGGACAACCGAUUCAGGACCAGACAACCUUUCCGUUUCUCAGAUUCUCCAACAUCUUCGCUUUGUUGUAGAUAAUACUUUUCUGUACGCUAGAGAUGACACUCUUCGAAAGCAAAUCAUUGGUAUUCCAAUGGGAACAAAUGCUGGCCCAGAAAUCUCCAAUCUAACGCUCUAUUGGGAUGAAGCACUCUUUAUUGACGACAUUCGUCAACAUGAUCCCCAAGCUGCUCAGCGAUACGCCUUCACUUACCGCCUCAUUGAUGAUGUUCUUUCAUGGGGGCAAUUACCUCCUCCUUCAGAGCACUAUGAGCUCGAGUGGAAGGAAAUUACGGCUACAGAUGGCUUGUGUACCUUUUUAGGUAUGCAUCUACGGGUACGUUCUGAUGGUUCGCUUCGCAUGAGCGUGUUUGAUAAAGCGGCUGCUUGGGAUUUCCCUGUUAUUCGCUAUCCAAGUGCUACCUCCAACAUCCCUUCCCAUCAACCGGCAGUUCCCACUGUUGCGGCUCCCACCGCCGCCGCUUCCACCGCUGUGGUCUCCACUGCUGCUGUUUCUACUGCUGCUGUUUCAACUUCGGGUUUCACUCCAGCAGUUUCUGCUGCGGAAGUUGCCUCCGCUGCUCGUCCUGUCACUGCUUGUUCAUCUGCUGCUAAUGCAGUUCCCACUGUUGCGGUUCCCACCGCCGCCAUUUCCACCGCUGCCGCUUCCACCGUUGUGGUCUCCACUGCUGCAGUUUCUACUGCUGCUGCCGCUGUGGUCUCCACUGCUGCUGUUUCAACUCCGGGUUUCACUCCAGCAGUUUCUGCUACUGAAGUUGCCUCCGCUGCGGUCCCUGCUAUGGAAGUUGCCUCUGCUGCGGUUCCUACUACAACAAUUGUCUCUGCCGCGGUUCCACUUUUUACCACUUCCUCUACUUCUGUACCUCGAAUUUCUCAUGCUAUAGUUUUUACUGUGGAUGCAGGGUACAGUCACACACAAUCUUCGGGUGGGUACGGUGCUGAAGAUGACGGCGGGGAAGAUGAAGAGGAUAAGAAGGACAAAUAGAAAGCAGUCGGGAUGACUGUUGCUAUGAGUGUUGCAGGCCUUGCUGGUCCCUUUGGUUUGUUUGUGGGCAUGGGUGGAGGGGGAGUGCUCAUGUGACAGCAAGUGGGGGAGGUGUUGGUGAGGAGAGAAGGGAUGACGUAGGUAGCAGUAAUACAGUACGCGGGUUGAAGUCAGGAGUUUGCAGUCUAUUCAUAACGUCGUCAUCUGGAAUCAGAAAAAGGACAUUAAAAAAAUCAUGCUUUUUUUAGGGGACAUACUGAGAGGUCAGAUCCAGGGGGGGGGGGGGGGGGGCYCCCACACUUGUUGAGGUUUUUCGAAAGGCGAGAGGUGUAUGGAUGCGUGGGAAAAACGGCACACAAGGAAGAUGGAGGUCAUCAUUCUGUUGAUUGCUUGAGGAUGAAAGGUUUUUCGAAAGGCGAGAUGUGUUUGGAUGCGCGGGAAAAAGGGCAUGCAAGGAAGAUGGAAGUCAUUCUGUUGAUUAUGCAAGACAUGCCAUUGGUCAAUCGACUUGACCUUCAAAUUUUGAAUCAAUCGUCUCAACCGGCCAAGGCGCUUGCAGAGCGAUUCGCGCAUCAUCAUCAACCAAGAGGGUUGUGCGUAGUGAUAGAGGGCUCUCGUCAAUCAGCUGGUCUGUUGGAGCAAUUGGUGGUUAUGGUUGUGAUCAGGAAUGAUGGAAGGGGAAGGUGCAGGGAGCUCCACUAAGGAGGAGGAGGUGCUCGGCAUUUGCUUUCCCUGUUGGUGUCGACUGGUCGAUGAGGAUAGUUUGUGAUCAGCAUGCUUGUGCAUGAAAACGAAAUGCGUAUGUAAGUAAGGCUGAUUGCUGAUCUGUUUUUUUUGUUUUUUUUUUGGAUGAGAAAGCGUUGGUUAGACUGCUAGACAGUUUUCGAGACAGUUUGCGAACGUGGAGUGAGAGAUUUGCCGGGUCGGCUUGGGUUGGGUUGGGUUGGAUCUAAUCUUGCCACCCCCAUUGCUUGCUAAGAUGGGUCGGAAUAGUUUUGUUCGGCAGUAGGGUAGGGGGACGUGUUUUCCUGUCCACCCGACGUUUUUUGUCUAUCGCAUAGACGGGCGCAAGGGCGCAAGGUUGAGGGUUUUGAAGUUGAAGUGCAUCGUCAGUGUGUGUGGGGUUGUGUGUGCCAGUCAGUUUACUUGACCGUUGUCACCGGCCUAUGAUUUUCAAAAGUGUGUAGCACCUGCAGAUUUCCUCCAGAGUUGGAUGUGCAGACUGGUGGGAGGGUAUUUGGGACAUAUCAGGAUUGCUGCCGAUGAGAGGCAGCGGGCGAGGACAAGAAUCGAUGAAGAUGGUGGUCGGAGGAUGAGUUUAUGGUGGCGAAGGCCAAAGGGGACCUUGCUCGUGUCUGAAGUCCCGCGCGUCCACCAGGAGGAUGGAAGCUUGGGAGGAUGAACACGGCGUAUUUUUGUACAUAAUGAAUAGAUGUGGGUUGGUGAGAAGACUACAUUUUCUCAUUUGAUUCCUUUUGGCAUCUGAGACUUUGCUUAUGUGUUUCUCUCUCUCUCGAGUCUUUUCAACUCUUUUGAGUCUUUUCUCUCUCUCUAUUCCUUUUUUUUUUUCGUUUUUUUUUUUUUUUGACUUCAACUCUUUUCUCAAAUUCUUCAACUUGCAGACAACUGAUCCUGUGGAGGGCAGCAGGUUAGCACAGCUUGAAGAGU